Geodia barretti is the source of this 2232-nucleotide messenger RNA. NCBI's taxonomy places the organism in Eukaryota, Metazoa, Porifera, Demospongiae, Tetractinellida, Geodiidae. The record is from the annotation of a GenBank genome assembly.
AUGGAGAGGGACCGAGCGAUAUUGAUCGCGCUCUACGAGGCAACGGACGGUGCCAACUGGACUAACAACACCAACUGGCUCACCGACGCGCCCAUCGGGGAGUGGCACGGCGUUACCACCGAUGGCGAUAGCCGGGUUUCGGGGAUUGUUUUAGGCCAAAACGGGUUGACGGGUAAUCUACCGGCCGAAUUGGGCGGUUUAGCGAGUUUGACCAACCUGAGCCUUUGGGGCAACCAGUUGACGGGGCCGGUCCCGCCUGAACUGAGCGAUCUUUCCGACCUGGAGCGCCUGGACCUGGGCGGCAAUGACCUGACCGGUGGCUUUCCUGCUUGGCUGGCCAAUCUUUCGGGCCUUACCAACCUAUCACUAUGGGGGAACGAACUGUCCGGGCCAAUACCCUCCGGUCUCGGUCGUCUGCAAAAUCUCGAAACCCUGGAUAUCAGGACAAACCAGCUGACCGGCACGAUACCGCCCAGCCUGGCCAACCUCUCAGACCUUAGAAACCUGCUCCUGAACGACAACCAAUUGUCUGGAUCAGUACCCGAUUGGCUCACCGGCCUGACGAAGUUGGAACGACUGCAACUUGCCGGCAACGCCUUGACCGGCUGCAUACCGCCUGCUCUGCAAAACGUCGCGACCAACGACCUGGCCGAGCUCGACCUUCCGUCCUGUGACGCUGACACCGUGUCGUCGUCCCUGCCCGAUGGUUCCGGUGUCCUGACCUUCGACGACCCCGAUGUGCCCCAUCUGAAGUGGGAGGUUGGCCCUGAGGUUCUCGAGGAGUAUUACCAGUAUGCCCGCGCCGGAAUUGUCUAUCUGCACCGGUAUGCGGCCCCGUUGGGCCUGCCCCCAUUGCCGGAUGACUCAACCUUUUAUCUUUACUACAACCUCGACUUGGCGGCCAGGACAUUGGCGCGGCUGGAGAACAGGAGCGUUGAAAGUGCCCGGAGUGCUUUCGUCGAUGACUCGUGGGGAGGAUUGGCGGGCCUGGAAGAUGUGGAUUCGGGUUGGACUAUGCUCAAUCUGCCCUCCCUUGCCCAGGACGGUCAGCCCAGAGGUUUUAUGAAAGUCGCCGCCCACGAGCUGUUCCACGUGUAUCAAUAUACGUUGCAGGGAUACGGCAGGUUCUCCUUUACCCACUCAGAAGUGCGGGUUAUUGGUCCGGCCUGGAUGCAGGAAGGAGUUUGCGAAUUCCAAGCGAUAGCGGCGUUGGCAAAAGGGGGCAUCUGGCCUUACGCGCAAAGUCACCAGCGUUACGCCAACGAGGCGCGUGAGGUGGAUGUUUCCCUCCGGGAGAUGGAAACCUACAACGUGCUGCUCGACGGACCCGGCCGGUUCGCACUGGCUACGAUGGGAGCGGAGUUCCUUGCAGCGAAGGCUGGCGAAGAAGCGUUGAUGACCUUCUGGACACUGCUGGGGCCCGGCACCACCUGGCAAGAGGCAUUUAACACCGCGUUCGGCAUGACCAUCGACGAUUUCUAUUCGUUGUUUGAAGAGCAUCGCGCUGCCGGGUUCCCCGCACCGGAUUUGCCGGGCGCCGUGCCGCGUUUUCCUUUAGCGGAGACGGACCGAGCCGCGUUGACGGCUCUGUACAACGCCACCGGUGGCGCAAACUGGGCAAACAGCGACAACUGGUUGAGCGACGAACCGGGGAACCAGUGGCAUGGUGUAAACAUCAACUCUGACGGCCACGUCACUCGGCUGGACCUCCAGGAAAACCAGUUGCAUGGGACUAUUCCAGCGGAGUUGGGCAGCCUCGUCGAUUUGGAAAGGCUGAUCCUAUUCGACAAUGGAUUGACGGGAGAGAUUCCGAAUGAAUUAGGCAACCUCGCCGGCUUACGGCAACUGGAACUCGCCAACAACCGUCUCGACGGCGCCAUACCAGCCAGCCUGGGCAACCUGUCCAGCCUCACCAACCUGGGUCUCGACCACAAUCGACUCACCGGGACCAUUCCCUCGGCUCUGGGCAGCUUGUCCAACCUGAACGGUCUCUGGCUACAAGGCAACGAACUUAGUGGCGAAAUACCCGCCAGCUUGGGCAAUCUUAGCAAUCUGACGCGUCUGUCCCUCGCCCGUAACCAACUAUCCGGACCAAUACCGCCCCAACUGGGCAAUCUAUCCAAGCUGGAACUCAUCCGACUUGCCGAAAACGCGUUCACUGGCUGCGUGCCAGUCGCCCUGCAAAAUGUUGCCAACAACGACCUCGUCAACCUUGGCCUUCCUUUCUGCUGA